AUGUUAAAGAAAAAUUAGAAUUAUACAAAGAAUUUAGGUGUUGGAAAUUCUGCAUAUGAUAAUCAUGAUAUAGAUUUAAGUGCAUUCACUAUUGAAAAAUAGAUAUUUAAAUAAGAAAAAGAAGAAUCACUAGGAUCUAUUGAUUUGAAUGAUGCUCCUUAAUUUUUUGAAGCUGUUUAAUUAGAUCCUGUAUUAAAAGAAGAACUAGUAUAAGAUGAUAAGAAUCUAUAAAACAUUACAAUAAAAUAAUAAUAAUAAAUAGAACAUAAUUAAAAUUCAUUAGAAUAAUAAAAAGAAUAAUAAGAAUAAAUAGAUGGUAUUAUUACAAUCAGUAAUAUGUAAGAAACUACUGUAUAGGAAUUAAUAGCCAUACCACCUAUUUGUCCAUAUUCUGAAAAAAUAACCUAAUUGAAUUUACCAGAUUAUUUAAGAGAUUUUCUUAUAAAUCCUAUACCUUCUGCAGGAAUGUUUUAAUGUACAAUACAAAGAGAUAAAUCUGGAUUAAAUAGAUUUGUUCCUAAAUAUAGAAUGUAUUGGAGUCAUAACGGAUAAUUUUUACUUGCUGCAAAGAAAGUUUUAAAUAAAAAUAAGUAUUUAAUAACAUAGGAUGGAGAAUUUAAGUAGAAAGAUGAAAUUCUAUUGUUAGGUAAGGUUGAAUAAGGUAAAUAAUCAAAAGCAGAUUAUCAUUUAUAUGAUAAUGGAGUAAAAUAGAAAGAUUAAAAUUAAUUUAAAAAAUUGAGAAUUUAAUUAGGUAGUGUAUUUUUUGACACAACUUAGUCUAGGCCAAGAAAAAUAGUUUUGGCACUUAGAAAAAGUGAGAAGGAAACUGUUUAAUUUAUAAGUAGAAGACCAUAGGUUAUAAUUAAUGGAACAUGUAAGUAUUUUUUUGGAUAUAAUUAGAAAACUUGUAUACUCUUGAUUUUUUUGGAAGAGUAAAGAGAUCAUCUAUCAAGAACUUUUAAUUAGUUUUAAAAAGUGAUGAUAAAGAUAUAAUAUAUGUAUAAUUUGGAAAAGUAGAUUCGAAUCGAUAUAAUUUGGAUUUUAUGAGUCCUUUAAGUCCUUUAACAGCUAUGCAAUUAGCUUUAAGUAAUUUUGAUUUUGCAGGGAAAGCAUGA
Paramecium sonneborni is the source of this 1115-nucleotide messenger RNA. NCBI's taxonomy places the organism in Eukaryota, Ciliophora, Oligohymenophorea, Peniculida, Parameciidae. The record is from the annotation of a GenBank genome assembly.